This is a messenger RNA of Manduca sexta (tobacco hornworm), 1045 nucleotides long. RefSeq lists its product as uncharacterized. The coding region runs from base 14 to 1033 and encodes 339 amino acids. The record is from RefSeq and is a predicted model, not a curated record. The transcript has 2 exons. NCBI's taxonomy places the organism in Eukaryota, Metazoa, Arthropoda, Insecta, Lepidoptera, Sphingidae.
UUUCAUUCGCGAGAUGGACUGGAGCCACGAACGGGUACUUGAAUUUAUUGAGUUGCUUGAAGGAGAACCGUGUAUAUGGAACCCUAAAAGUGAAAGUCAUAAAAAUAGAAAUUUGGUCAAUGACGCCUGGACGAGAAUAAUAAGUAAAUUGACAGUACCUUGCUCCAUAGAAGAAUUAAAAAAGAAAAGAAAUACGUUGUUGACGCAAUACAGGGAAUGUUUGAAAAAAAUAAAGGAGUCGACGAAAACAGGAUCUGGUGCUGACGAAAUUUACAGACCAUCUUGGUUUGCAUUCGAUGCAAUUCAUAAUUUUAUGGGUAGUGUAUACGAUUAUCGUCUGACAAUAUCAACCGGAACUCAGGAAAGUACAGACAAAAGUUCGCACUCGAAUGUGUAUUUAGUGGAGCAAAAUUUAGAAAAUGAAGCGCUUUUGCUUAUUAAAAACAGAUGCAAAGAAAAAGAUAAAGAACCGGACGACUGUGAUUUAUAUGGCCAACUACUCGCACAAAAAUUAAAAACCUUAAGUGUGGACGACAGACUCAUUUUAAUGAACCAUGUUGAUAAUAUUGUAUUUAAAUAUAUUACGGAGGUUCGAAGAAGAAGCAGUUCAGUGAGAACUGAAAACAUGCCAUCUAAAAAUCAAACUCAGCUUUUAGGUGAACAUCAACUUGAUACGCCGGGGCCAUCGGCGUUGGCACAACCAUUCAAAACAUCAACACCAUUUGAAACGGAGACCCAAACAUCAUUUAACGAUAAUGCUCAUAACAGCACCAUGCAAAUUCAUCUAGCAGAACCUCAUCUGCCAACGAAAUCAUCAGCUAAUUCAAUAUGUGUGCCAAAGAAAAACAUUAAGUAUUAUGUUGCUAGUUCUUCAAAAAAUAAAUAUAAAAGAGCAAAAAUUAUUGUUAAUAAGAAAAUCAACAUCCCGUCUCAACAAACACUUAUAAAUCCAAGAAAAAAUAAUAUUAAAGUACAAGAAGCAAAUGCCAUAUGUGAUGAUAAUGAUGGUGAUUUAAAUGCCAAUAAUGACUGAUUCCAGCACUGU